AUGGCAAAGUAUUCAAAUAGUGCAACACGCUCACAAGCUCUUUACGGUCCUGUGGAUCUGUCAGAUGAAGACUCCAUCCCGGGACAGUUGACUGCAGCGGCAUCGGGCUCCACAUCAGUAGCGCUCACAUCUCCUCUCUCUGUAAUGAACGUGACGUUGAAAAGAGAAAUGGCAGGUUUGUGGGUGAAAAUACCAUGCCUGGAUGAAAUAGGAAGUUGUCAUUAUCCUAAUGUCUGUGACCUGCUCGAUCAACUCAUCCCGCCUGGACAGGACUGCCCUGAGCCUCUGCACACAUACGGCCUGCCCUGCCCCUGCCCAUUCAAAGCUGGUGAUUAUGCUUUGCCAUCAACAGAGAUCGUCAUACCAGAAGUUGAACUGCCUGGCUGGCUGACCAAUGGCUAUUACAAAGUACAGGGCAUUUGAGGAAUCUCUGGGAAAGAACUGGGAUGCCUCAAAAUCAGCUUCUCGUUGCAUUCCAUGAAGAAUUAAGUGAAAUGUAGCAUUUGAUUCAUCUAUAGGACUUUUACUUGAGGUUCUCUUUACAUUUUUAGAAUGACAAAUUGUCAGUCAUAAUGAGCACAUUUCUUUUUAACUAAUGAGAAAUCUAAUUUAAUAGUUUUUAAAUGAUUGGUGGGAGUUGUAAAUACUUUUUACAUCAGUUUACUUUAUAAACCACUGGACCCAGAUUAAAUGCACAUUUUGCUUUUCCUUUUUAUUUUAUUACUUAUUUUAAUUAAUGUGACAAUGUUUUGUCUGGUUAUAACCGCUGCUUUUGUGAUUUGUUUUUGUGCUCUAGCACUAAUGAAGUUCAGUGUCAAAGUGAAACUAAAUCAGUUUUCUUUAAAGGGGAAAUUUCUGUUUUUUGUUCUUAAUAAUUAUUCAAACAUUAAAGUGUUUAGUAGUUACA
This is a messenger RNA of Cyprinus carpio (common carp), 907 nucleotides long. Its product is annotated as ganglioside GM2 activator-like. The coding region runs from base 1 to 423 and encodes 140 amino acids. The transcript has 4 exons. Lineage: Eukaryota; Metazoa; Chordata; Actinopteri; Cypriniformes; Cyprinidae. Gene Ontology annotation, molecular function: enzyme activator activity; lipid carrier activity. Gene Ontology annotation, cellular component: cytoplasmic side of plasma membrane. Gene Ontology annotation, biological process: lipid transport; ganglioside catabolic process. The record is from RefSeq and is a predicted model, not a curated record.